CGGAGAAGAGCACUUGUUCACUUUCGUCUCCGACUCGCCCAGACUGUCCCCGACCGUCCCUGGAUUGUAAGGUGAACAAAUCUCAUGUAUGGUUCCGACGUUCAAAAUGACAAUCACUUUUAUAUAUUCGUAUCAGAUCGCAUAAUCUUGUUUAAGACGUCGAGUGUCUUCAUUUUUGAAACGUUAGUUUAAGAAUCUUUUUAAUAUGUCCAACAAAUUCGAUGCUCUCAAAGCGAGUGAUGAAAGUGGCGAUGAAGAUUUUUCGACAAGUAACAAACGACGUAAUAAAGGAGAAAUUAUUGCUCCUGAUAUCAGUUCUAAUGAGCACCAAUUGCAAUAUGCAUAUGCCCUUUGGUAUAGUAGGCGUAACUUAGGCAAACAUAGCAAUAUACAGAGUUAUGAUCAAAAUUUAAAAUUGAUUGGUCGAUUUGCAAGUGUUGAACAGUUCUGGGGCCUUUAUAGUCAUUUAACUAGGCCAUCAGAAUUGACUGCUCACACAGACUUUCAUCUUUUCAAAAUUGGGAUAAAACCUAUGUGGGAAGAUGAAGCUAAUCAAAAAGGUGGCAAAUGGAUUGUGCGUCUUCGCAAGGGAUUAGUGUCCCGCUGUUGGGAAAAUUUAAUAUUAGCUAUGUUGGGAGAACAAUUUAUGGUUGGAGAAGAAAUAUGUGGUGCUGUUGUCUCCAUAAGAUUUCAAGAGGACAUUAUUUGUGUAUGGAAUAAAACAGCGUCUGAUUUUUCAACGACAACCAGAAUCAGAGAUACCUUGCGGCGCAUAUUACAUCUUCCUCCAACUGCUACAAUGGAGUACAAAACACAUAUUGAUAGUCUUAAAAAUGUUAGAUCAUGAAACAGUUUUUAAGACCAAUGUAUGCUGUUAAAUUUCGCCUUUGAAAAAAUUGCUUUUCACCUUAUGAAGAAAUUUUUAUGCUGGUGUAAAUUACAGAAAAAUUGAAUUUUCUAUAACGUAAAAAAGUAUCACUUGAAUACAGUGUAAAUUAUUAAAUAAAGAAGUUUUUAAAUGAGAAUUAUAAAUUUUUUUUAGAGUAUAUGAA
Copidosoma floridanum is the source of this 1052-nucleotide messenger RNA. RefSeq names its product eukaryotic translation initiation factor 4E type 2. Gene Ontology annotation, cellular component: cytoplasm; eukaryotic translation initiation factor 4F complex. The record is from RefSeq and is a predicted model, not a curated record. Gene Ontology annotation, biological process: translational initiation. Lineage: Eukaryota; Metazoa; Arthropoda; Insecta; Hymenoptera; Encyrtidae. Gene Ontology annotation, molecular function: RNA 7-methylguanosine cap binding; translation initiation factor activity.